AUGGCCCCAACCGAUGACCCUAAAGAAGAACCCCCUUAUCGCUUCAUGAUACCCCUGCCGCGCGAGGAGCAAAGGCUGCCGCCAACCCCGGAGGCAUGUUCGUGCGAUCUCUCCAAACUCCUAUACCAUGUCUACUCGGGAUUGCCGAUAUUUUCACGAGAUAUGUUGCAGAAUAUCGCGCGGCAGCUGGAAUGCAUCCUUCGCUUUCCGUUGAAUCCGCAAGCGCCUGGGGGUGGGCCGGUAGUCCACAUCCCCGACUUACGUAGGGACAUGGUCCGUUGGGAGCUGGAGACCGGUGCCGUGACGGGGGGUCAGUCACGAGUCGGAGAACCACACCUCCAGUACUGCGGUAUCGCCACCCUGAUGCGACCAGGGAACAUACAGAACUCUCCGCGCAUUGCGAUGUGCCCCAUCCGCGUGGCGUACUCGAUACAGCCGAUUUUAGAGUUAUGGCUGGGGCCAUCGGCCGCCCAAGAAGCAACCGCAAAGGAGACCUUUAAGAACGAAGUUAGUGCAUGGCAACGGACGCGAGCCUGCAAACACCUCCAAUCCCUUUUCAGGGGCCGACGGAUGCCCAAGAUUACCAAGAUCGUUGCCAUCGGCCUGCCUCCCAUUAUGCGCCAGCCGACGCAUGAAAUGUUCGUACGCCCGACUAAAGUACAUGCUCUAAUCAUUGCGAUCCGGGACGUUCUCCUACGAUGUGGCCAUGGCUACAAGAAGGACCAAGAACUCCCGCCGCCAUUGUACGACCAAAUCAAAAGAGGGCCCCCGGGCCCUCAUGGUGGCGGCUCCGAAGGUGAUUUACCUGCGAACAGCCGCAGUCCAAGCCCCGAUAGUACCGAGGACCCCACAAACACUCCAGGUCUGCCUACAGUUAUCAGACUGUGGCGCGAGCGGUUGUAUAGUCAACCCAUCGUCGAUGGACCUAUCAGCCCUCAAGAGGCCACCCCCAGCAGCAAUAGUAACGACAAUGCCGCCAACUCAGCUACUAGCGCAAACGACAAUAACGCACAAGGAGAUCAAGCACGCCAGAACGACUCCCAGGGACGGAUGAAUUGCUUCGUGCAAAACCCAUUAUACUCCGAGUCCGACGAACGGUUCCUGGCCGCCGUAGGGAUCACCGUGGUCCCGGACCCUUGGGGGUUCCUAGAGAUCGACGACACGACGCUGGUGAUUUCCCUCGAUCCACUCCUACCAGUGCGCGAGAUUGUUUCCGAUAUAGCGAUGCCUGCUGUUUUUCUUUGCAACACUGCUACAUGGCCGCAACGGGACGUGGACAUACGGGAGUGGAUCAAUUCCCAACAAUAUUAG
Molecule: messenger RNA, 1311 nt
Organism: Dichotomopilus funicola
Lineage: Eukaryota; Fungi; Ascomycota; Sordariomycetes; Sordariales; Chaetomiaceae
Exons: 2
Coding region: 1-1311 (436 amino acids)
Source: RefSeq, a predicted model, not a curated record